AUGGCCGACCCCCCGCCCCCCAAAGACAAACUCGAAGUCGCCCUCUUCCUCGCCGCCACGCAGGGCUACGACACCAUCGUCACCCUCCUGUUGGGCACCCCAGGCGUCAAACUCGAGAGCCGCGACGAGCUCGGCCGCACCCCGUUCUUCUGGGCCGCCGCGCACGGCCACGACAGAGUCCUGCAACUCCUGCUGGGCACGGGGGCUGUCGACCCUAAUGUGCGCGAGACGGCCCGCGGCGGGCUGUCGGCGCUGAGCGCCGCGGUCGAGGGCGGGCACGCGGCCGUUGUGACCCGUUUGCUCGGGGUCGGGGUUGAUGUGCAACCGGCGGAUGGGCAGGGGAAGACGGCGUUGAUGUAUGCCGUCGGGAGUGUUGAGGAUCCCGGGGUUCGUUUGGCGAUUGUCACAGCGCUGGUGGGGGCCAAGGCGGAAGUGAAUGUUCGGGAUGAGGCGGGGAGGGUGCCGUUGGGGGUCGCGGUGGAGAAAGGAGAUGCGGCAGUCGUCGGGGUUCUGGUUAAGGCGGGAGCGGAUGUCAAUGUGCGGGAUGGGAAGGAGGAGAACGGCGUCAGGCCGUUGGAAGUAGCGGUUGAGAAGGGGGAUGUUGAUGUUGUGGAGGUUUUGGUGGAUGCGCAGGCAGAUCCGAAUACGGGGUUGGAUUGUGAGGAAGAGGGGGAGGAGGGGGAGGGAGAAGCUGCUGCUGCUGCUGCUGCUGCUGCUGCUCGGGCACCGCCGUUGUCGGUGGCGGUGAGGAAGGGGAAUGAGACGAUUGUACAGUUGCUGCUAAAGGCUGGCGCGAAUCCCGAUGCUAAAGACCUGGCUGGCCGCGCGCCGCUGUCGGUGGCGGUUGAGAAAGGAAAUGAAACAAUUGCGCAAUUGUUACUCAAGGCUGGCGCGAAUCCGGAUGUUAGGGAUGGGGAUGGGAGGCCGCCGUUGCUGUGGGCUGUGGAAAAGGGCUCCGAGGAGGUGGUGCGGUUGCUGAUCGCCUCGCGGAGAAUCAACCUUGAUCUCGUGGAUGAUGCAGGCCGGUCAGCUCUCUGGUGGGCUGCGCGAGCGGGUUUGCUCUCGAUCGUGCGGUUGCUGGUUCGGCACGGGGCUGACUUGGAGAUUCGGCCGACAGAGCCUGAGGAUGCACAGCAGCAGCAACAGCAACCUUGCGGGACUGCCUUAUAUCAAGCCGGUCGACGCGGUCAUGUUGAGGUGGUCAAGUAUCUGCUGAAGAAGAAGGCCGACAUCAAUGCCCCAGCUCGGGGCCUGUCCCUGCUGAUGUCCUUGGUCUUGUAUGAUCGGGGCAAGCGGGGACGGAAGAUGAUAGAAUUGCUCCUCGACGCAGGGGCUGAUGCCAACACCAAGGAUACCUCCGGGCGAACGAUUCUAGACAUCGCAGCAGCCGACGGCGAUGUUGAGCUGGCUAAAAUCGCCCUCGACAGCGGCGUAGGACUCGAGGCUACGGCAGAGGACGGCAUGACGGCGUUGCACCGGGCGGUCAUCAACCGCCACGACCACAUCAUGGACAUGCUCCUCGACUAUGGUGCCGACCCGGAAGCCCAGGACGGCAAUGGGGAUACGCCUCUACACUUCGCAGCCGCCAGCGGUCGGCGGAAUCUGUUCGAAUUGUUCCUGGAGAAGUCGCCCGAUAUCAACGUGACCAACUUCUCCGGUGAGAGCCCCCUGCAUAAGGCCGUCCAACGGGGCCGGCGGAAAAUGGUCGAGUAUAUGGUCCGCAACGAUGCGGACCUCGAGGUGCGUGACGACUACAAGCGAACGCCGUUGCUCAAGGCAGUGGGGGCGGAGAACCACGUUAUGAGAUUGCUGGUCAACAAGGGAGCUCAUGUGCAUGCGAAGGACAUGUUCGGGCAGACGGCGCUGCAUAUGGCGGCAGAGGCCGGGCUGGCCGACGAUGUGUACUUCUUGCUGGGCCAUGGCUUGUCGGCGAGCCUGCCGGAUGAUCGUGGUCGAACCCCCAAGGAGCUUGCAGCUAAGAAUGGAAGGAAAAAUGUUGUCGCCCUCUUUAAGCGGAUGGAAUUGAUUGCUCCGAAGCACGAGGAGGAUGAGGACUCUUCGGAAGGAUGA
This is a messenger RNA of Aspergillus aculeatus ATCC 16872, 2070 nucleotides long. Its product is annotated as ankyrin repeat domain-containing protein. The transcript has a single exon. Gene Ontology annotation, molecular function: protein binding. The record is from RefSeq and is a predicted model, not a curated record. Bases 1 to 2070 code for a protein of 689 amino acids. Lineage: Eukaryota; Fungi; Ascomycota; Eurotiomycetes; Eurotiales; Aspergillaceae.